AUGUUCAAGUAUCGUAGAAAAAAUAAUUCAACUCCAGGAAGCCAGGAGGUAAUUCAAGAAGAAGAAGACCAACAGCAACAGCCCCAGCAACAGCAACAGCCACAACAACAGCCGAAAAGAAAUAGUGUAACUGUAUUUAAUCAAUGGAUGAAAGGAAUUUUCAAGAAAAAACCCAAUGAAUCUGCACCAACUCCGGCGCCACAGAACACUCACGAAAAUGAUUCGAAAUUAUUAUAUAUGAGAAAUUCCAUAACAUCGUUAUUUAAGAAUAAAAAUAACAAAUCUAAACUAGCUAUCAAAGAUAUUGAUCUUAUUGAGGGCAUGGAAGCAAAUGAUUUAAUGAAGCUAUACACAGUGAGUGAACCAAAAGUUCCCUUACUUGAAAUGAUGGUAGCAGAUUAUAAACGUGGAAGAUUUUCGAUCCCAGGAGCAUCUACUAAACAAAAAAAGAAAAAAAUUGCCCUCGACCAAGCAAAAUUAGAUCAAAUGAUAAACGAGUAUGACGAAGAAGUAAGAAAAAAAGAUUUAGAAGAAAUACAAAAUAAUGCUGAAACAUUGAAAAAAAAGUUUGCUCUGUCGAAUGCCCAGGUGUUAAAAUUAGAUAAUAUCGUCCAAGAAUUACACCAAGGAAAAAGUUAUCAGUUAGAUAUAGCCACAGUUUUACUUGAUCCUAAGGAUCUGACGAAGGAACAGUUUCAUAGCUUAAUAAAGGAGUAUGAAGACACGCAGAUAUUUGGCAGUGCACACUUUGUUGACGCCACGGCGCAGUGCGGUAAUUGCAUUCAACAGUCAUCGAGAAAUAGACCGCGAAAUAAAUUACUGGCGAUGAAUUUUAACGUACCGCCAAACGCUGCAAUUAGGCGACAGGGCGGAGGUGGGCUGCCUGACAUGAACCUUCUACUAUCUGGCCAGCCAGGCAAUCCAAACUAUCCUCAAGAGCCGCAGUCUCCUCAUCAGCCCAACAAUCCUCAACAGCCGAACUAUCCCCAACGGCCGAACUAUCCCCAAGAUCCAAACUAUCCCCAGCGCCCGACGUAUACUCGCAAAAGGUGCUGCCCAUAUGACUUUGAUAGCAAUUUUUGCAAGACGGUGGACGACAGGGUGCUUUGUGGAUAUAACAAAAACCUAGGAACACCACAGAGUAAGAAUCAAAUGUUUGAAUUGACUGAAAAUUGUAGGAUACGUGGCGGACGGCUAGAAUGUGGCUAUGAGAAAGGACCUUUUACCAAUAUCAGAAGGCCUCCUGCGAGGGAUGGUUUCUUUCCUUCUAAUAAUAACGACCAAUAUGGAUCCUCCUAUUAUGGCACAACUCUGAGGUCAUCGGACUCUGUUACCAGAUGUGUAGAAAUAAAUGAGCGCAUUAUUUGUACGAAAAUUUAA
Molecule: messenger RNA, 1380 nt
Organism: Spodoptera exigua (beet armyworm)
Lineage: Eukaryota; Metazoa; Arthropoda; Insecta; Lepidoptera; Noctuidae
Source: the annotation of a GenBank genome assembly